Molecule: messenger RNA, 2963 nt
Organism: Homalodisca vitripennis (glassy-winged sharpshooter)
Lineage: Eukaryota; Metazoa; Arthropoda; Insecta; Hemiptera; Cicadellidae
Gene: NT1
Product: neurotrophin 1
Exons: 12
Coding region: 215-2221 (668 amino acids)
Biological process (GO): innate immune response; regulation of Toll signaling pathway; central nervous system formation
Cellular component (GO): extracellular region
Molecular function (GO): growth factor activity; Toll binding
Source: RefSeq, a predicted model, not a curated record
GAGCGCGCGAUCAGCGCACUUCUUCGUUUGUUGGUCACGGCCAACUUUCUUCCCACCUUAGUCGGUUCCCCGCCUCCUGUCCGUCCGUCAGUCGACCCGUGUCCCCGCUCUGACAUGGACGACGCUGACACUCGUUCCUGCACGUGCGUCCCGCACGAUCUGUGCCGCGUUCUGUGUGCGUUGUGAACAAUUGUGUGUUGAAUACCCGGACACUAUGGAUAUAUUAAAACUGUGCUUGUUGACAGCGGCACUAUGUACAGCAGCAGGAGCAGAUGGCUUGGGGGAGGUAGAGGAGGUGAUGGAGGACUUCCCACUGGACGAUCCUGGAGGGGAAGGUGAUACCAGCAGUGAAGAUGGAGGAGGACAAACAAUGGAUGCUUCAUCAACUAGUGAUGAUGAUAACGGGCUGGAAGAUAUCAACCUGUCAGAGUUGGAACAGACGGAGGGUAACCGACAGGAGCUUCUGCGCCGUGUGAUGGCAGCGGCCAUGUCCAAGCCUGGGGCGCGCCAGCGUCUUGCUCAGGUGAUGCCUAUUCUCCGGACGAUGUCGGCGACACAGCGGCUGGCGCUGGCGGGGCUGGUUACAAGUCAGCUGAUGGCUGCUCCCGGGGCUCCUCCCCCACAGAUCAAUGCCACCAAGACCAACCUGACCGACGACCUCAUGAUUCCCAUCAGCAUGGACAUCGCUGCCAUGUUCCGGGGUCUGGGCCGGGACGCCGCUGCCGCCAGAAGCAAUCUCUUCAGAGGAGACCUGUACAAGAGACAUCCGCCUUACAGAAGAAAAUCGCCUCACACACCAAACAGAAGAAAAACUGAAGUACCUCAUGGAGACAUGAGGCCUCCUCCACCGCCACGAGGACAAGUACACAAGCUACGGCCAGGUGUUGGCCAGCGACAUGUCAACCGCUUCCCUCCAGUCGCUAGACCAGAGGGCGGCGACUGCGAGUACUUCACCAACUCCGUGUGUCUUCAGGUCACCGACUAUCCCAUGGAAGCGAUACUAAAAAGUAUCCAAAGCACUCCAAAUAAGGAUGCAUUUGAAGCUCUCCGAACAGAUGCCAAUACUGAUUUUGGAGAAUUCAACUCUACCGUAGAACAACAAAUGGAAAGGCGAGUAGGAGAUGCAAGCAGAGAGGACCAGGAGAACAACGGACAUAUGUGUAGCUCCAAGGUAGAGAUAGCCAGACCUAAACGAGCCAGAGCUACUAGUGGUCAGUGGAAAUAUGUUGUCAACACAGGAGACUACACUCAGACCCUCAGGCUGGAAAUGUGCUUAAAGCCGCAGCAGCCUUGCUCGUACCUGGCGGACAACUUCAAGUCCGAGUGUACACAAGUGUACAACUACCACAGACUACUCACUUGGGACCAGAAGUCCGGACUCUCUAUGGAUAUUUUUAAGGUACCAACAUGCUGUUCCUGCCACGUCCACAGCACGCCCUAUCCUUUCUUGCCGACUCAAACAAUGAGUGAGUCAGUGAGGAUGCCGAGUCAGCCAGUGGAGCCGGUAAGACAUGCUACGCCACCUCCUCGACUCAACUAUGUGGAGUCUCCGGAGAACAAUUUUGUGGCAGCAGAUGAAUCUCCGGUCAUACACAGACUACCACCACCUAAACAGGUGUUACACAGACGACCUCUUGGAGGGCUUCACAAUAUCCCCAAAAGGGAGUCCCUGUCCCCUCCCCGGGGAGUGCUGGGGAACAGUGAAGAGCACGUCCGGUACUCCUACCCACCUUACGAGAAUCUACUGAGGAGAACUCUGUCCAGAAACGUGUCAGAGGUCAAUGACAUCAGGCCCAAGUACCACCCGGUUCAGCCAACUCUGAAUCAGAGGCACCCAGAGCUGCCGAUAGAUAGUCUAUUGGCCGACAACACCUUCUCCUUCGUGACUUCCAUGCCUGACUACAGGCCGACGAGACCGCCUUACCAGGACUCCAGGUUCCGCAGUACCACCCUCCCCACAACGCCCAGGAGGGUGGUCACCUACCCUCCUUCCACGACCAAGCGGAUAGUCCCGUCCUCUCAACCUACCCCCACCACUCAUAGAGCUGUCACACACACGGCGCCCACACAGCAGACCUCCUCCAAGAGAGUCAACUACAGCUACCACCCCAUCAUUGACUUCUUCAAGACGAGCGUGUCUGCGGUGGACCUCGGUGAGGACAAGCUGAACAACGCAGAGUGGACUCCCAUCACUGAUGGCCCCAAGCUGAUGCCAAAGUAAAUUUCACAUUUGCAUCAUAAAAUAAAUAGGAAAGACUCACAAGCUUUAUACAGUGUUUUGUCUAGUAUUCUUGGGAAUGUUUAAAAAAGUACAAAAAUUUUAGUUUUUUUUAUAUAAUUUAUACAUUUUUAUAUUUCAGGAAACAUAUUUUUAAACUGGUUUAAAAUUUUCACUAAAACAUCUUACAUAAAAUGGAUGUUUUGAAAAUAAAAUGCAUGAUAUAUGUGUCUCAAAUGCGUACAAGGUGCUAUUGUAAAUAUUGUAAUAUAUAAUUUAAGACUUUUGUACAAAUUAGAAGCUCUCUAAAUAUUUCUUGAAUGGUGUUCACUAGUAAUACUGCAUAAACCCAAAAGCGGCAAAAAUCCUAGUAUUUAAAACAAACAUUGGUUUUUGUGUUGUAUACUAAACAGUAUUUAUCACUGCAUGUUUCAUUCACAGAAAUAACACGCUUGCACUAUUCAAUGCCCACCAUGUACAACAUGAUUAAUGUUAAUACAUUACAUACUGUAGAACAUGUAAAAAAGAAAUAUUAUUUAGUCUUUAAUCCUUUUACUGCUUAUUUCAUCCUCUAAAUAAGUAGCAUGAACUCUUAGAAGAAAACAUUAACUUUUAUAGUAAAAUUCUUAUUGGAACUAUGAGUAAACAACUGUGAGUAAAUAAUUACAUUUUGAGUUUUAGAUCAGAAAAAACCUAUAUAGACACAAAGAUAGAUUUAUUAAUCCCAGUACAGCGACACUUUUAA